UGCAAAAGAUUGCUAUCAGCGUCACCUAACUCUGUAACUGGCGUUCCUCUCCGCCGCUGCUUGCUUCCCGACCCCGUGAAUCUUACAAUGUCGUUGUCGUUAAGGUUGAGGCGCUCUUCGUUUCUUAUUUCCUUUCACUCUCACUCUCACUCUCACUCUCGCUUUCAUUCUUCCUUUCACAAUCCUGGUGAUGCCAUCUCACACUUCAAUCGCAUGCUUCAAAUGCCUUCUACCCCACCCAUCUUCGAAUUCAACAAGGUUUUAACUUCACUUGUUAAGACGAAGCAUUACUCCACCGCCAUUUCACUUUCUCACCAAAUGGAGUUCACCGGAAUCAAGCCAAGCCUUGUUACUAUGAACAUCUUGAUCAAUUGCUACUGCCACCUAGGUCAAAUCAAUUCCGCUUUUUCUGUACUCGCCGGAAUUCUCAAGAGAGGUUAUCAGCCAGACACCAUCACCUUCACUACUCUCAUCAAAGGUCUCUGUCUUCACGGCAAGAUUCAAAGAGCACUACAAUUUCAUGAUGACGUGCUAGCUCAGGGAUUUCUAUUGAACCAAGUCAGUUACGGGACCUUGAUCAAUGGGCUAUGUAAAUUGGGGGAAACAAGUGCUGCUUUGGAGUUGCUUAGGCGGAUUGAAGGGCGAGGGAUUAAACCUGAUGUGGUAAUGUACAACACCAUCAUCGAUAGCCUGUGUAAAGAUAAGCUUGUAAGUCAUGCUUUUGAUUUAUAUUCUGAAAUGGUUGCCAAGGGAAUAUCUCCUAAUGUAGUCACGUACAGUGCUUUAAUAUAUGGCUUUUGCAUUGUUGGUCAAUUGAAACAAGCAAUUGGGUUGCUAGAUGAAAUGGGAUUGAAAAACAUAGACCCAGAUGUUUAUACUUAUACUAUAUUGGUCGAUGCUUUAGGUAAGGAAGGGAAGGUGAGAGAAGCUAAGAACAUGUUAGCUGUGAUGAUUAAACAAGUUAAUGAAGUGAAUAAAGCCCAAGAUGUAUUCAAUGCUAUGUCUCAACGAGGAGAGACUCCAGAUGUUCAUAGCUACAAUAUCAUAAUCAACGGACUAUGUAAGAUUAAAAUGGCUGAUGAAGCCUUGAAUCUCCUUGCAGAAAUGGAUUACAAAAAGGUUGUUCCUGAUACAGUUACCUACAAUUCUCUUAUUGAUGGUUUAUGCAAAACAGAGAGAGUCUCUCAUGCUUGGGAGCUUCUUGAUGAGAUGCAUGUGAAGGGUCAACCAGCCAAUAUAAUCACCUAUAAUUCUUUAUUGGAUGCUUUAUGCAAGAGCCAUCAUGUUGACAAAGCAAUUGCAUUGAUCAAGAAAAUUAAAGACCAGGGUGUUCAGCCAGAUUUAUGCACAUACAAUAUACUUAUGGAUGGACUAUGCAAAGCUGGAAGACUUAAGGAUGCGCAAGAGAUUUUUCAUGAUCUUUUGAUAAAAGGCUAUCAUAUAACUGUCCAUACAUAUACUGUUAUGAUCAAUGGACUUUGUAAAGAAGGCUUGUUUGAUGAAGCGUUGGCCUUGCUGUCAAAAAUGGAAAUUGAGGGUUGUACUCCUAAUGCUAUAACUUUUGAAUCUAUUAUCCGUUCACUCUUUGAAAAUGGUGAGAAUGACAAGGCUGAGAAACUUCUUCUUGAAAUGAUUGAUAAAGGUCUACUGGAAAAAUUAUAAAUACACACGGAAAAGAAGACAUACAUUUUGAUUAGUUUAAUGUUUUUAUCAGGUAAUGUUCCGAUGUACCAAAAAAAAAUGUUUUUAUCAGGUUCCAGAUUACUCACUACCUGGAGGCGCAGGACCAUGGCAGAAAGAGAGCAAGGUAUAUCGGUGUUAAAGACAGUGAAACAUAUUGAAGUUCAUGAGUUUUGG
Molecule: messenger RNA, 1857 nt
Organism: Lotus japonicus
Lineage: Eukaryota; Viridiplantae; Streptophyta; Magnoliopsida; Fabales; Fabaceae
Product: pentatricopeptide repeat-containing protein At1g12300, mitochondrial-like
Exons: 2
Coding region: 88-1662 (524 amino acids)
Molecular function (GO): protein binding
Source: RefSeq, a predicted model, not a curated record